AUGGAACUGUGUCGGCUUCAGUUUAGAGCGGGACCUGUAGACCUCCAUAAAGCAGAACAACAAGCUAAAAUCAGGAUCCUCUCUCAUCAUGCCUCGGGUGUCGUUCGCCCCUCCCUCGCUGUGCCUCACCUUUCUCCCUUGGUGCACCGCCUCCUCCCCUCCCUCCCCCCCACGGUCCGUGACGUGGACGUCCCCCCUCUGUUCCGGGAGCGGUUCAUCCUGGGGGGGUACCGGCCCGUGGGCCUGUCGUGGCGUAGUUACGUCCUCAGUCUGUUCCAGAUCCACAACGAGACCCUGAAUGUGUGGAGUCACCUGCUCGCCGCGGUCUGCGUCCUGCUGAGGUUCAUGGCGUUCGCCGGUCCUGAAGGUCAGGGCUUUUCUCUGGACGUGUCCUCGCUGCCUCUCGUCCUCUAUGUCUUCUCCGCCGUCACAUACCUGAGCUGCAGCGCUGUAGCUCACCUGUUGCAGUCCCACUCGGAGCAUGCGCACUACUCGCUCUUCUUCCUGGACUACGUGGGCGUGGCCGUCUACCAGUACGGCUGUGCUCUGGCUCUGUGCCUGUACAGCUCAGACGCCGCCUGGACGCAAAGCAUGCUGGGACAGAUCUUCCUCCCGGCCGCCGCCCUCCUCGCCUGGUUCUCUUGUGCCACCUGCUGCUACGCGAAGCUUCAUUUCCGCCGUCCGUACCCGCUGCACCGGAAGCUCUGCCAGGUGGUCCCGAUGGGCGUGGCCUACCUGCUGGACAUCAGUCCCGUCGCCCAUCGCCUCGUCACCUACAGCUGGACGAACAGCACUGCACUGCCUCUGCACUUCCUGCAGGUGGUGCUGUUCCUGCUGUCGGCCUUCUUCUUCUCCUGCCCCGUCCCCGAGCGCUUCGCCCCCGGUCGCUACGACAUCGUGGGCCACGGCCAUCAGCUCUUCCACAUCCUGUUGUCCCUCUGCACGCUCGUCCAGCAGGAGGCGCUGUUCCGGGACUUCCUGUGGCGGCGGCCGGCGCUGGUCAGGGAGUUUGGAGAGGAGCGCCUCCUGCUGGCCUGCGCCUCCUUCCCCUGCCUGACGCUCUGCUGCACCAUCACGGCGCUUGCCAUGAGGAGGAGGGCUCAGACUCAGCUGAUGAAAGAGCAGAGAUAGAAGAAGAAGAAGAAGAAGAAGGAGGAGCAGGAAGAGGAGGAAGAGGAGGAGGAGGAGGAGGAGGUGUGACUUCAUGCUAAAACUCCUGAGGGAUUUACUUUGGAUUAAAAGGCUUCUCUGAGCAAACAGGAGUGUGUUUGUAGACGUCUGCUCCUCUGGGAAGAAGAUUAUUAUAAUGUUCUUCUGGUUUUUCUGGUUUCUGUUUUUUUUGUUUUUACCUUUUUGUCUAAACUAGAAUAAUAUUGUGCAUAUUUUUCUGUUUUUCAAAUCACUUUUUGGAAACUUUUGUGGAAAGUUGUUCAGGACGACAUUUUAACCUGGCAAAGCGACAAUGUGUUUCCAACAUGUUAUCUUCACUAAUCAGCAGAAUGUUUUCAGCCUUCAUCAGUGUCACAGUCAUGCAACAUAAAAGCCUAAACAACAUUUCAAAUGAACUGGUUUGCAACAACAACAACAACAACAACAACAACAACAACAAGCGUCCAUCUUUGGAGCAAGUGAGGAAAUGAGCUCAACACAAACUAGGAUUCCCUCCUCGUGGUUUAAUGCCUCAGGAAACACGGUCACAGUCUCUUCUUCAUGAGUUACAGUGUUGAAUAAUGGCCAGAAGUGUUUCUACUGAACAUUAUGAUGUCACAGGGAAGUUGACCUUUGACCUUUUGGAUAUAAAAUGUCAUCACAUUCGAGUUAAAUUGUGUCAUAAUUAGUCAAUGAAUGUAUUGGCUCCUGCAUCCUCCACUGUGGUCCUGCUUCUGUAGAGGGACUCUAGUUUUAAAACCGUUGUUUUAGUUUUAAUUGAUAUAAAUUUG
Seriola aureovittata is the source of this 1940-nucleotide messenger RNA. RefSeq names its product membrane progestin receptor beta-like. Gene Ontology annotation, biological process: response to steroid hormone. Gene Ontology annotation, cellular component: plasma membrane. The record is from RefSeq and is a predicted model, not a curated record. NCBI's taxonomy places the organism in Eukaryota, Metazoa, Chordata, Actinopteri, Carangiformes, Carangidae. Gene Ontology annotation, molecular function: nuclear steroid receptor activity; steroid binding.